Toxorhynchites rutilus septentrionalis is the source of this 540-nucleotide messenger RNA. RefSeq lists its product as uncharacterized. The transcript has a single exon. Bases 1 to 540 code for a protein of 179 amino acids. The record is from RefSeq and is a predicted model, not a curated record. Lineage: Eukaryota; Metazoa; Arthropoda; Insecta; Diptera; Culicidae.
AUGUUCUACGGCGGACACUUUAUUCUGCAGACGGACCAAAAGCCACUUGUGGCCAUUUUCGGUUCGAAACAAAGGAUUCCACCUUACACCGCCAACCGUCUCCAAAGAUGGGCACUUGCCAUGUUACUCUACGAUUUCAAAAUCGAGCAUGUUUUUACUGAUCAUUUUGGUCACGCAGAUAUAUUAUCCCGUUUGAUCAACAGCCACGUAAGUCCAAAAGAAGACUAUGUGAUUGCGUCCCUCGAAGUGGAACAGGUGAUCUGCAACAUCGUCAGUCAAUCCAUCGAGUAUCUUCCUGUUUCAUUCAAAAUGAUAGCAGCCGAGACUAUGAGAGAUGAGACGUUGCAGCAAGUUCCAUCGCGGGAGGUUCAGCAGUUUUUCGUGCGACGUGAAUCUUUGUACGCAGCCCUAAAAGUCUUGAUGUACGGAGAGCGGAUUGUGGUACCGAAGAAGUUUCAACGUAAAAUACUGCAGCAACUUCAUGAAGGGAACCUAGGCGUCGAGCGUAUGCGUUCAUUGACAAGAAAUUACGUAUAUUGA